UCACUUGAACUUGAACGCUGCAGGCAUGCACAGCUUGCUAAUAAAUUAAUAAAUUAAAAUUAAAUAUAUCAUCACAACAUAAAUAAAUACAUCACAAAAAACAUACAAACGUAAAACAUGGUUGACAAAUUAAGAGUAUUCUGUGCGUGGGCGUCUCGACGCAGUCGUUAUCAUUAUCAGUGUUUAGCGCGUCGGCGAUCAGAUGGUGCUAACAGUGUUAACGUCCCUCACCACUCGCGGACGACGCGUCGACGCCUGAAAACUUCGUCUAUGCCGAGUGUUUUUUAAAAACGCCGGCGAUCGCGUGCGGUGUGUGCGCGUUGCCUCUGUUUACGAGUGUUCGAAACUCGCAGCGAACGCGGUGGAGCGUCUUUCAAGUGCAGUGCAGAGUGCACAGUGCAACAAACCGAACGAACACUUCACAUUGCACAAACUGGACAAUCCGUGCAAUUCAUUAAAAUGCACAAUAUUCAUCCAAGUCGACGAGUUGAACGACACCGAUAACGUAACAAAAUAAAAAUAAUAAAAACAAAACGAAAUUUAUGGUUAAAUUUAAACACGAAUAAAAAUGUAAGAAAUUCAGUGCCAAUUUGUGUGUUUUGUGAUUUGUGACUUGAAAAUAUUUAUGUAAAAAGAUGCCGGACAGAUUCAAAGUGACCAAGUCUGAUGUGCGCGGUGAGUUCUUUCGGGGACCGGACGGGGGCGGUAAACAUGCCGCCGUCGCCGAAACAGACGGCGACGAUCACGCGUACGACAAACUCCUGCCUGAGAAACACGUGCAGCCCAAACAGACGCAUGCAAAGGGGAGCAAAGGGGAUUGUGAUGUCGGAGAUGGCACUGACGAGCAGCCGUUCGUGCAGGACAAGAUGUCCGGCUACGAGACGAACCUCUACCUCUAUUCGGAAGAGAUGGAGGAUCGUCCACGUAUCUCGACGCUCAUCAGUUCGUUGGCCAACUACUCCAACACCAUCUCACCGGCGCCGGCUGACCCCGACGCACGGCCCUCCGGCGGCGGCGCUAAUAUGGGCACCCUCAUCGGCGUUUACCUCCCGUGUAUCCAAAACAUCUUCGGCGUAAUCCUCUUCAUUCGACUGACGUGGGUGGUGGGCACCGCUGGCGCCGUGCAGGGCUUCCUCAUCGUGCUGGUGUGCUGCUGUGUGACAAUGCUGACGGCCAUCUCGAUGUCGGCGAUUGCGACGAACGGCGUGGUGCCGGGCGGCGGGAGCUACUUUAUGAUCUCGCGCUCGCUCGGCCCGGAAUUCGGCGGCGCCGUCGGCAUGCUGUUCUAUACGGGCACCACGCUGGCGGCGGCUAUGUACAUCGUGGGCGCGGUUGAAAUUGUGCUGACGUAUAUGGCGCCGAGUUUAUCGCUGUUUGGGGACUUCACGAAGGACGCCAGCGCGAUGUACAACAACUUUCGGGUCUACGGCACUGGGUUGCUAAUUGUCAUGGGUUUCAUCGUGUUCAUCGGCGUCAAGUUUGUCAACAAGUUCGCUACGGUCGCGCUGGCGUGCGUCAUCUUUUCCAUUAUUGCCGUUUAUGUCGGCAUCUUUGUAAAUAUCAAUGGAAACGAUAAUUUGAGCAUGUGCGUCUUGGGCAAACGACUACUGAAGGACAUCCCGAUGGCAUCAUGCAACAAGACAGUUGGCGGAGAUUUGCAUCGAAUCUUCUGCAAUUCAACGAAUAGCAUCUGCGAUCCGUACUACAAGGCAAACAACGUCACUAUUGUGCGCGGCAUUAAGGGCUUAUCAUCGGGCGUUCUUCUUGACAACAUCAAGGAUAGCUUCCUCGAGAUGGGCGAAUACCUCGCCAAGGGCAAGGCACCCGCCGAUUAUGAAAACGUUGGCCAACCGAGUUACAACCAAGUUUUGGCUGAUAUUACCACUUCGUUUACAAUCCUCAUUGGCAUCUUCUUCCCUUCUGUCACUGGUAUUAUGGCUGGAUCAAAUAGAUCUGGAGAUCUUGCUGAUGCGCAAAAGUCUAUCCCGAUUGGUACAAUCUGUGCUAUCUUGACCACAUCCACAGUAUACCUAUCCACCGUUAUCCUUUUUGCUGGUACCGUUGAUAACUUACUUUUGCGUGACAAGUUCGGUGUUUCAAUUGGUGGUAAACUUGUCGUAGCUAACAUUGCCUGGCCUAACCAGUGGGUUAUCCUCAUUGGUUCCUUCCUUUCUACUCUUGGGGCAGGUUUGCAAUCUCUUACUGGUGCUCCUCGUUUGCUUCAAGCUAUUGCCAAAGAUGGAAUUAUUCCGUUCCUAGCCCCAUUUGCUGUGUCCUCUAGCCGUGGUGAACCCACCCGUGCAUUAAUCCUCACCAUCCUAAUCUGCCAAUGUGGUAUUUUGCUGGGUAAUGUUGAUUACCUUGCUCCACUGCUCUCCAUGUUCUUCUUGAUGUGCUACGGAUUUGUCAAUCUUGCCUGUGCCCUGCAGACUCUUCUAAGGACCCCCAACUGGAGACCUCGAUUUAAGUACUACCACUGGAGUUUGUCCUUCACUGGCCUUGCUCUUUGCAUUGCUAUUAUGUUCAUGACUUCGUGGUACUAUGCCUUGUUGGCUAUGGGUAUGGCGGGUAUGAUUUACAAGUACAUUGAAUACCGAGGAGCUGAGAAGGAAUGGGGAGAUGGUAUCCGAGGUUUGGCCUUGUCUGCAGCAAGAUUCUCUCUUUUGAGACUGGAAGAGGGUCCACCGCAUACAAAGAACUGGCGUCCGCAGAUUCUUAUCCUCGUAAAACUGACCUCAGAUAUGGUGCCCAAAUACCGCAAGUUGUUCGCAUUUGCUUCACAAUUGAAAGCCGGAAAAGGUCUCACUGUCAGCGCUUCUAUUAUCAAAGGUGACUUUACAAAGUCUAGCAGUGAGGCAAUGGCUGCCAAACAGAAUCUUCGCCGCACCGUAGAUGAAGAACGCGUGAAAGGAUUUGUUGAUAUUCUUGUUGCUCGUAACGUCACUGAUGGAUUAUCCCAUUUGGUUCAAACAAGUGGUCUUGGCGGUAUGAAACCAAACACGGUGAUUCUCGGCUGGCCGUACGGCUGGCGGCAGUCGGAGGACGACCGCACCUGGCAGGUAUUCCUGCAAACCGUCCGCAAUGUGACCGCCGCGCGCAUGGCCUUACUGGUGCCCAAGGGCAUCAACUUCUUCCCUGACUCCAGCGAGAAAGUCGUCGGCAAUAUUGACGUUUGGUGGAUUGUCCACGAUGGCGGUCUGCUGAUGCUCCUACCCUUCCUUCUUAAACAGCACCGCACGUGGAAGAACUGUAAGAUGCGCAUCUUCACCGUUGCACAGAUGGAGGACAACUCGAUCCAGAUGAAGAAGGAUUUGAAAAUGUUUUUGUAUCAUCUGCGUAUUGAGGCUGAGGUGGAAGUAGUCGAAAUGAUGGAUAGUGAUAUCUCAGCAUACACCUACGAGCGAACACUGAUGAUGGAGCAACGGAAUCAGAUGCUGCGCGAGCUGCGUCUGAACAAGAAAGAGUCCCUGGGCGUGGUGCAAACUCUGGUGGACUUCAAUGAGUCAACAGAAGAGAAACUGCCAUUGGUUCAGUCGAUAGUCGACCAGCAUCAUCAGAAUGACGCCAAGGCGACGGCGACCAAGGUGCGCUUCCAGGAGCCCGGCUCCGAGAGCGGCGGUGCCAACGAUUGUGAUAAUAAGAAGUCUAACGACGAGGAACCUUCCAAUGAAGUUUCAUCAGUUGUGGAAGUAAACGGUGAUUGCGAGAAUAUUAUCAAAGAGAAAGAAGACGCCUCCGAGAAGGAGCCGCUGUCUGAUAGCAAGGACGAAGAUACUGAAACUGAAGAAGAGCAGAAGCCUACCAUGACACCAGACGAGGGCAACGUGCGUCGAAUGCACACCGCCGUCAAGCUGAACGAGGUGAUCGUGAAUCGCUCGCACGACGCUCAAUUAGUCAUUCUGAACUUGCCUGGACCGCCGAAAGACACCCGAGUGGAACGGGAGUCAAAUUAUAUGGAAUUCUUAGAAGUUCUUACCGAAGGCCUCGAGCGAGUGCUUAUGGUGCGCGGUGGCGGUCAGGAAGUCAUCACCAUCUACUCAUAAACAACCCGAAGACAUCCUCGUACGAGGUCCUCUACACCCCUCACACACGCUACACACACAAACACGCGCUCGACACGCAAGUGACGAGCCAAAACCGGAGCGAUUAAAUGAAUCGAAGACGCGAGGCGAGGAGAGAAAAACCGUAGAGUGUAAAUUAGACAUCUCCAGUUCUUAGUGUGGCUGAUUUAAAACAAAGAUUAAACUUAAUUAAAUUUAAAUAUUUAACAGAGGAAAGUAACUAUAAUACGGUACAGUAUUUUAAAGAAAACCAAAACCAAACGUAAGACAAACAAAAACAGAAAUAAGCAAAUUUAUUAGUUGACUAUAUGAGUAAAUAUAUAAAUGAAAAAAUAUAUAAAUAUAUAUACAAGAUAUAGAUGCAUAUAUAUAUUUGCCUGAAUCGUGAUUAAACCAAAGAGAUUCUAAUUUAUUCUUCUUAAUGUUAUAGUUCGUAUUGAUAUCGAUUCGUAAUAUAAUUGAAGAAAAAACAAAGAAUGACAAACAAUUAAUGAUUAGGUAAACAUUUUUUAGCGUGUUGAAAAGCAUCAUGGUCAAUGUCACUUAAUUUUAAUGUUUUAUUCGUUAGGAGGCAUUUUUACCAAAUCAAAAACAUAUACACUGACAUUCGUAUUAUAAUUUUAGUAUCUAAUCUUUGUAUUUUUUUUAUUUUAUGACAUUGUUAUUUGUACUGUUAAAUUUUAUCGGACUGCCAUCAUGAUGCUCGACUUCUCACACAUUGCGAAUUGUUUAUUAUACUGCGCUAGAUCUAUUUGUAUUCCAUUGAACUAUUGAAUUGUGUCAAAUCAAAAACAAAAAAACUUAAGAAAGCAAAUGAAACUUACACUGUAACUGCUCAUUUUUCUACAUCAAAAAAUACGAAAAUACCAAAAACAAGAUGAAAACAAUCAUUGCAUCUACAUUCUCGUGUGCAUUGGAACGUGCAUUUCACAUUUCACAUUUAACAUUCUCUAUCUAUUUGUAAACCUCGAUUGAGCGUUUCGUGGUCCACAGCGUGGCGCUGCGAAACUGAUAUUACUCUAUCUCGACAUCUACGAAUCUAGCGGCGCGUUUCAGUACGCUCACGUUGACGCGUCACGCGCGCCGCUGCUAAUGUGCAUGCAAAGAAAAAAACAGUUAAAUAAAGUAAAUUUAAAGCAAACAUAACGUAGCAUAAUCGAACAGGAGGCAUCUCUUAAGGACAAGUCUUUUAGGGAAGUAAGUGAGAAGCAUAUAAACAAACUAAUGAAAACGUAUAAUAGCAUAAUGAAUUUUAACAAAAUAUUGAAUUGAAUCUAUUAAUGAUGUUGAUAGUAAAACAAAUGAUAAACAGUAAAUUUCGAAUUAUGCGCGAUGCGUAUUUGCGAAUUGCACGCCGGAACACACACUGAAAGUAAUAAUUAUAUAUUGUACAUUACAACAUGCUACAACAAAGUCAGUUCAAAAGCAAGUACAUAUAAAUAAAUUAUGACUAAAUGUAACGAGAGCAUAAUUCGACUACUACUAUUAAAUGUUAAACCGUAUACAUACAGAAAAUGUACAAUAAAAUGUACCUCAACUUACCAGGUUAUUGAAGCAAGAAUUCUCUUCAUCGCAAUUGAAAUUCAACGUUUGAUUAAAUGAUAAAAAUAUAAUGAUAGUUUAAAAGUA
Messenger RNA from Dalotia coriaria, 5690 nucleotides. It is a transcript of the gene kcc, whose product is annotated as solute carrier family 12 member kcc. The coding region runs from base 636 to 4043 and encodes 1135 amino acids. Gene Ontology annotation, biological process: chloride transmembrane transport; cell volume homeostasis; potassium ion homeostasis. The transcript has 13 exons. Gene Ontology annotation, cellular component: plasma membrane. NCBI's taxonomy places the organism in Eukaryota, Metazoa, Arthropoda, Insecta, Coleoptera, Staphylinidae. Gene Ontology annotation, molecular function: potassium:chloride symporter activity. The record is from RefSeq and is a predicted model, not a curated record.